Messenger RNA from Aspergillus affinis, 2265 nucleotides. RefSeq names its product phosphatidylserine decarboxylase. The transcript has 5 exons. The coding region runs from base 1 to 2265 and encodes 754 amino acids. Gene Ontology annotation, molecular function: phosphatidylserine decarboxylase activity. Gene Ontology annotation, biological process: phospholipid biosynthetic process. Lineage: Eukaryota; Fungi; Ascomycota; Eurotiomycetes; Eurotiales; Aspergillaceae. The record is from RefSeq and is a predicted model, not a curated record.
AUGUCUUCUAGUGGUCAUCUUUCCCAAUACAAUCCCAAGGAGGCGAUUGUCCGUGAACUCCGCGAUUACAUCUUCCGUACAGAAGAAAGAGCCAGAGCGUUCAGAUUCGCCAUUUCCUCUGCUCGUGCCAAGGAAAAUGGCGGGCAAGAGGAGAUGAACGCAGAAGGUGUAUAUGAUCUCUAUGAUUACUUGCGCUUCUGUGAUGACCUCUUGAGAUGGGCCCCGGAUGUCUCUAGUCCUGGGGAUGCACUUCUCCGAAAGCUCCUUAUCUUUUACUGGGUUUUCGAACAGCCGUCCGUUAGGAACCUGCAAACGCCUAUUCUUCCGUCUACCUCUAGUACCGACUUGUCCUGGGUCUCCUACUGGCUAGUUAACUACGCUCGUGAGAUUGGACAUUGGAUGGAUACUCUAGAGUCUGCUGCACAUGUUGAGUCGUUCUAUAACAAUCCGAUCUAUAACCAGGACAAAGACCUAUGGGAAACGCCGCCUCAUGGAACAUGGCAGUCUUUCAACGAGUUCUUCGCGCGCCGCUGGGCUGACAUUAACGUUGCUCGGCCCUUAGCCGGAGAAGGCGACGACACGAUCAUUGUCCAUGGCGCCGAUUCGAAGUUCGGCGGAAACUGGGACAUCAUUGACGGAUUCGUUAAUAUCAGAGACGGGGCUCUCAUUGCCAAGGGCAUCGACUGGCCUAUUGAUGAGCUCCUUCAGCGGGUCGGGCCGGAGUUCAACAACGGAAGCCUGAUGCAUGCGUUCUUGUCCCCGCAUGAUUAUCACCGCCAGCAUGCGCCGGUGAGCGGCAAAGUCGUCGAAGUCAAGAAUAUUCAGGAUCAGGUUUACCUGCAGGUCACCAAGAAGAGAGACGGCAAUAAACUUGUUCCGGAUAGAGGCCUUACCCGUGAUCCCGAAGAGGUUUCGCGCCGCCAGGCUAGGAAAAGGAAGGGCCUGAGAGAGCUUGAUGCUCCAGAUGAUGCUGGCUAUCAGUGGUGCCAGACCCGGGGACUUAUUAUAAUCGACACUGUUGUUUACGGAAGGGUCGCUGUGCUUCCGAUUGGCAUGGCCCAGGUCUCUUCGGUUGUGAUCACGGUACAGAAAGAUCAAUGUGUUAAGAAAGGCGACGAAAUCUCUCAUUUCCUAUUCGGGGGCUCAGAUAUUGUAAUCGUCUUCGAAAACAAGGUGAAAUAUCGUGAAGAUCUCAAGCCCAACGAGACCAAGAUCAAUGGCCAUGGGAUUGCCGAUUCAGCAUUGAAGAACGAACACUUAGGCUUGUGUGGCGUUGUCUGGCGUUUGUGGAAACGACGAGCAGACCACAACGUGAUAUAUACCGCCUCCAUCAGCUUCUGGCUCCUCCCCUCUUCUAGUACCCCGACUGCCUCUCCGGUGCUACGUGACGCUAUUCCCACUUCCUCCGACAUGGUCGGCAUCCUUCCGUUCGAUGUCGGCAUGUCAGCCACUUCUGGGGUUCUACAUGGACGCAUGCGCCUCCAAGUGCGACACGAGGCCGAGAUCCUUGCAGGAACUAAGAUGCCGCCCGUGCGGACCGCCGCCGCCGGGCCAGGUCGGGAGGUCUGCCCGGUUCAAGAGGAGAACAACAAAAGCCAGCAGGCAAGCCAUCAAUGCAAUCGCUUCUCCGUGCAAUAUCAUAUCCAUCAGCUUAAAAGAGAUUCAGCGGAAAUGCGCUUCACCAAACUCGCUGGUUCCGUCGCCGGGCUCCUGGCCCUGGCCCUGGCCCCAGUCAGCUGCGCUGAGUCUGACUUCCUCUUUCACGGCUCCUCCAUCGUCAUUUACCCGUCCGCGGUAUCAGUCCAUCCCAAGGACAGCAAGGUUGUAGGGGCCAACUUCUUCUCCUACGUCAAUCCUGACGGAUACUUCAGCUUCGGCUACCAGAUCGACUGGUUCGAGUAUACUUCGGCGGGCAACUGCACAGCCGUCCAAUGCCGCGUGCACGCCGUCAACUACCUCGUUGAGGAUCCAACAAAGCCCUUCAUUGAUUCCGACUACGUGGUCGCCGCCCUAGACCUGGGCAAUGGCGACGCCGGCCAGUUAGCCCUCAGUUACUUCGACCAGCUCCUCGGUGGCUACGCAGUCGGCUCUCGCAACGUACUGAGCGGCCACCAAGCCGACGCUCGCAACGCCGACGACUGCCACGCCGCGUUCGAGACCCUGCUGAAUAUCCAAAAGAGAUGGAACAUCCAGCUUCAUUUCUCCCUGGAGAACCCCUGCAUGAGGCCAUCGGGAAGACUUCAAUUCCCCAUGGGGGAUCUGUAA